This is a messenger RNA of Aspergillus glaucus CBS 516.65, 1327 nucleotides long. RefSeq lists its product as uncharacterized. The record is from RefSeq and is a predicted model, not a curated record. The coding region runs from base 24 to 1157 and encodes 377 amino acids. NCBI's taxonomy places the organism in Eukaryota, Fungi, Ascomycota, Eurotiomycetes, Eurotiales, Aspergillaceae. The transcript has 2 exons.
CACUCACCACUUCCCUCAGCAAAAUGCAACAGAUACCGUGGAAACAGAAUAUCAACUUUCCUUCGGCCCUUCUCUUACACAGCUGCAUCACCGUGAUACUUAAAGAGUCUUUCAACGCGCUGACCAUUCUCUAUCGCCUGAUAUACCUCCGAAAUACGAAGGGCCCAAGCACAAUAACAAGAAUAAGAGGUACCGCGGUACUCGACGCUUAUACUUCAAUCUUCUCCCUUGACGCGGACGGUUCACAAGCCGAAAUGUACUUUACAAAUACCGGAGCACUGCUUCUCAGUGCGUCACUCGCCGGGAGUGUAGCGAUGAAUCUUCUGCUCCCCGAUUUGGUGCUGAAUACGAUAGUCGCUGGAACCUUUGGCCUAUGUUUUUUAGCUUCGGUACUUGUUGGGAAGAAUCAUUUUACUUUGCCUGUAAUGGCCUUACGUCGUGCUGGGCGCUUUAUUUGGUCGGAUACUCCAUUUGUUAAUUUUUUUACUCUGAUUUACAUUGCGACAGUCCUUCGCGGCCAGUCAAUAUUACGCCUACAGGAUUAUGUCACUUUCAGAAGCGUCGCAAUCCUUGAAUUGAUAUUUAUGAAGGCAAAACUAGCUGCCUCAAGCCCAGAAGAGCAGAUAAGAUUAAUGCAACAAGUGGUUAGCAGCGAGUGGAGAGUUUUAUCAUCGCCCAGUGACGACGAGAUACCAAUUUGGCGACUUCCCUAUAUCAAUCGGCAUGCAAUCGUGGCCUUCCAAACGCUCCAGCGCUUAAGCGUGAUGCUUUUUAAAACUUCUAUCGGAUACGAAAACGGUUGUUUGCAAGGCCAGAACGGCCCAUGCAGAUGUCAUCUCCCACCACCAGGGAAAUGCCUGAAAGACGAAGGGAACUAUCUAAAAAUCUUCAGAGUCGACGCUCAAACACUUCUUAUCUCAGAUUGCUACAACGAACAAGAAACCGAAAAUCUGUGUUCAAGCUUCAUCAGACAUAUGCAUGGUAUACUACUUCGGAGGAUUGGUCGUGUGCGAGUCAUUUAUGCAAUUAGAUAUGGCAAAGGAGACGAGAUGCCUUCAUUUCAUUCCAAUAUCAACAUGGUGACUGGAGUGCCGAAACAGUGGUUGGAAGGUUUUACGGAAGAGGAGCCUCUUGGUGAGUGUAUAAUAGGAUACUGAACAUGAAAAUUUCCAACCACUUUUCAGUUGAUUAAAUGCCUGGAAGCGGGGUUAUUAGCCACGUCAACGCUCGAGGCCACAUUCCUCCUUUUCCUUCUUUCCUCAUGUUGAGUAUUCUCGUCGAUAGCUACCUAGGUAGAGCACAUGAGUUGAUGUUCCAUUAUCCUGGC